Messenger RNA from Rotaria sp. Silwood1, 837 nucleotides. The record is from the annotation of a GenBank genome assembly. Lineage: Eukaryota; Metazoa; Rotifera; Eurotatoria; Philodinida; Philodinidae.
AUGGCAGUUACUGAAGAAGUUCUUCAUCGUCAAGCUCAAGGAGAUCUUAAUAAUCAUAUUUAUUCAGCCCAAGCAACAUUUGCUCAGAUUUUACUUGUUAUUCGACGGAUUAUGUCUGGAAAUCAAUUUGUAUCAGCUUUGGGAACCAACUUUUAUCUUCAUUAUCCACCAUCAAAUUUUGGAGAUUGGUAUCACCCAAAAAUGUUACCAGUGGUGUCCGAAAAUUGCUCGUGUUUGUCUAUUACUGGAUGUCCACGUCCAGCUGUUAUCAGAGACAGUCAAGAUCAAUUAAUAGUAGUUCCAGGAAUGAUAAUUGAUUGCUAUAUUGUUGAUUCAACGUUGGGUUCUACACUAGAAUGUUAUUACGAUCUAGCAUGUUUUCGUUUUCUACAUAACUCAUCGAUAGAAACGGGAAGUCUACUUUCCAAUGAUUUCAACAAUCAUUUUCUGAUUUAUAUUGAAAAUAUACGAGCAACAUAUGCUAGUAUGAUCAUCUCGGAGUUUCCACCAGAUAUCAAGCCACUAAAUACAUCGAUUCCUACUCGAUUCGAUGGCAAUACAUUAGAUUUAAUUAAUCAAGCGUUUUUGGAAACAUCAGUCAUCAGCGAUAAUCGUUAUGGUCUGUACUACCAACAAUGUGCACCUCUCAGCUGUUCAUAUACAAUAUUCAAACGUCGAAGUAUCAUUGUAGCCAUUUUAUUACUUGUUUCAGUUUGUAGUGGGCUCAAUCAAGGCCUUCGAUUAGUUGUACCAUUGAUUGGAAAGCUUGUUCUGGUUAUUAUCGGAAAAUGGAGAAAUCGGGAAACCGUUCGUGGUGAGUGUAUUGUGCAAAAAUAA